UAAAAAGAAAAAAAAACCUCCGUGAAAUAAUGAGCGUUAGCCUUAUUAGCUAGCCACGGAUAUACUUUAGCUCAGGCGCCGCACCACCACGGAGUAUUAGGGCCACGUUGGGAAUUUAAAAAAAGUAAAAUUUAAGGGGGAAAAAUACACGUACAUUCAAGAACCUAAAUCUAUGAGAAUGAUAUCGAAAUUGUACUAGAAAAUAUACGUAAAUUAACCAGCGUAAAUAUUUGAGAAUAGUCAAAGUCGCAAAUUUACGAGAAUUUUUUAAAAAAAAAAACAAAUCCUAAAAAAAUUAACAAUUUCUCUGCGUCUCUCUUGUUAAUGUGACCCAAAUUAUCCGUCGUACCUCACAAUUUUUAACUAAUUUGAAAAAAAGUUCACUCUUAGCCAGGGAGAUGGUCUCUAUGAUGACGCUGAAAUGAGAAGAGCUAACUGCUAAUCUAUACGUGCUAUCGCUAUUCCAUUCUAUUUAUUUCCAUUAUAUUCCAAUAUUUUGCUUAAUUUCGUUAAUUUUCUGCUGACUUUUAUCAAUUCCUUUUAGCUAUUUUGGUCUUACACUAACUACCUGGCUCAUUUGGCUUUAUGUUGCGGGGAAAUAUUUAGUUAUUUUUAGCUUUUCUUUCCGCAUUUUUUAGUGAAUGUUUUGCCACCUUUUCUAAAUAAUGUAUUUACCUCGACUGUUGUGUUAAUUUGUAUGGUUUAUCUUAGGUACUUUUUAGAGCAACGAUUUAGCGCCUUUAAGCUAUUUUCUCAGCUAACCCUCUGCUAAUUUCCGAUUCGAAUACCGGAACCUUCCAGAAAUUUCUGUCCCGCCUCUUUAGCUUCGCUGUUUCUAUCCAUUUAACACUGUAAACGUUUAGUGUAACUACUGUGACACACUACCGUCCACAGUUCUCUUGACUAGUAAAUGUACAUUUUAUUUGUCUGGAAACAUUUCUGCAUUUGAUUGAAAUAUAUACAUAUAGCAUUAUUAGCAACGUUAGCUAGUCUAUGGAAGUCUACGAUCAGGCUGGCUGUUAAUUAAACUAUUAACGUCCGCUCUGGUGAAGCUUUUCAUAAAGACAUGGUGUGUUUGGACAGUGUAAUUCUCUUCCACUGAAGGACGUUGACACCUUCGAUAUCUCUCCGUCUGUGGUGCAAAGAUUUAGGAUUCUGCUGGAAAAGCUCUCCAACAGAGGUCUGACCUGGAACGAUGAGGCCACACAGCAGGUUCUGUCCAGGGAGUUGUCCAAAAUGAGGAGAGUUCCCUCCAGGUCACAGCCAAGAGAACCUGGGUUGGAUGAUGUCAGCAGGCUUGCAGCUGAAGCUGUGGACCAGAGUGUGAAGCCAGUGGAGGUGGAGCUGGGUAAGAACCUCCACCUGUACCUCCAAGGUCUGGGCCUCAUUCCUCCGAUGUCAUCUGCUGCUGGACACAAGACUGUUGCCAAGUACCCAGUGGCCCAGUCCUUGUCUCAGAGGUGGCCUCCUCGGAGCUUCUCCUCACCUCACCAACCCCUGCAGCAGCAGUACAGAUAUGGACCUGGGUAUUUCCAAGCCCCAGAGUCAAAGGGAGGUCUUCUCCAGUAUCUUAUAGGAAACAUGGAGGACUUUGGAGUCCCUUCUUCACCGCUGCUGCCAUCCCACAGUGACAGAGCAGAGAGUCCAAAGUCCAGGGUCCUGAAGAUGGAGACUGCAGGGUCCUCAAGCAAAGACCUGCUAACAUCUGUCGAUGAGAGGUUCAUCCAGAAGGUUUUGAAGAACGUUGGAAGGCAGCAUGUGGACGUGGAUGAUCUGACACCUCAAGACCUGGAUCAGCUCUCCAACCUGAUUGCCAAUGCUCUGCAGGUGGUGGACCAGGACCAGAGACUGAACCCAAGACCUAAUCAGGCUGGACCUGGACCAAGAAAUCUGCAGAGUGAGCAGCAAGAAGAAGAAGAAUCCAAAGAAGAAAUGACGGACACUUCUACAGAUGAAGAGAAAGAGAAGGUUUUGAAGAACGAUCCAUCCUUGAAACCUCAGGGAAUUUUCCCCAUUGAACCAGCUUCACUUCAAGAUCGUCACACAGGAAGUGAGGAGAUGAAAGUGAAGGACACAAUGGAUAGGGCAGGAAACCUUCUCACCAAGCUGCUGGCGUAUCUUGACAAACCAUCGCACGGUGCUUCUCCAUCAGUACGAAAUCUGAACGCUGAUCUCACGGACACGUCCGCAGGAAAGGUAGCGGGACAGGAAAACGUCCAGAGCCAGACCAUUGAGGCUGGAGUGGUGGUGCAAAAGAAGGACGCCACACAGGCCGUGGAAGAAGUGUCAGAAGUCGAGGGCUGGAUCAAGGAAGUGGCGCCCCCUCCCGCUUCACUCGUGUAUGGCAAGCCACGUGAGAAGACGAUGCAAGUUCCUGAGCUUGAACUAGACGUCAAAGAUGGCAGGAAGAAGGCUGACGAUGACGUCUUUGGCUACGUCAUCAUAGACACAGAUGGACUCCAGACCGAUGAAGGCGUCCACCUGAUGGAGAUCCUGGCCCGUCGAGCUAAGAUCCAGAUGACUGACGUUGCUGAAUUCUCGGUGGUGAGCCCGGCCGUCACCUUCAGAGUCAACCAGAACCGCCAGAACGUCAGCACAGCGGAUGUGGCCAAUGUGGCAGUUCAACAGAAAGCUGAUCUGGAGAAAGAAACCAGACUCAGAAUCCUGGAGGCCGGUGUUGCAGACGGGAAGCAGAUCAAGCAGAUUCCAACCAAAUACAGUCAUGCUGAGUCCACCAAGUUCCUGGUCCUCACCGUGGUGUCCAUUCUCUGCAUCGUGGCCGUGCUGCUGGCCUCCACAGUUGUCUACUGCCUCCGACACCGCUCCCACCACAAGAUCAAGGAGAAGCUCACCAACCUGGGGACGGAAACCAGCGGAGAUGCUACUGCCACCUACCAGGAACUGUGUCGUCAGCGAAUGGCGGUCAAACCUCCAUCUGAGCGUCCAGAGUCCGUCUCUUCCAGAAUCAACAGCGUUUCCUCUCAGUUCAGCGAUGGCGGUGGAGUUCCUGCUCUCAGUCCUUCAGCCAGGAGCAGCGUCUCCUCCUGGAGCGAGGAGCCCGUUCACUCCAACAUGGACAUCUCCACUGGUCACAUGAUCCUGUCCUACAUGGAGGAUCACCUGAAGAACAAGGACCGUCUGGAAAAGGAGUGGGAGGCGCUGUGUGCUUACCAGGCCGAACCCAACGCCUGCACCGUCGGCCUGAAGGACGGCAACGCCAAGAAGAACCGAUCUGCAGCGGUGGUGGCAUAUGAUCAUUCCAGAAUCACCCUGAAGGUGGAGAACAGCCAAGGGAACUCUGACUACAUCAACGCCAGUCCUAUUAUGGAUCAUGAUCCCAGGAACCCAGCCUACAUCGCCACCCAGGGGCCGCUGCCCUCCACUGUAGCUGAUUUCUGGCAGAUGGUUUGGGAGAACGGCUGUGUGGUCAUCGUCAUGUUGACUCCUCUGGUGGAGGGAGGCCUGAAACAGUGCUACCACUACUGGCCAGAUGAAGGAUCCAACCUUUACCACAUCUACGAGGUCAACCUGGUGUCAGAGCACAUCUGGUGCGACGACUUCCUGGUCCGCAGCUUCUACCUGAAGAACAUGCAGACCAACGAGACGCGGACCGUCACCCAGUUCCACUUCUUGACCUGGCUUAACCACAACGUACCUGAGAGCAGUCGGACGCUGCUGGACUUCCGCAGGAAGGUGAACAAAUGCUACCGUGGACGCUCCUGUCCCGUCAUCGUCCACUGUAGUGAUGGCUCAGGAAGAUCUGGCACCUACGUCCUGAUCGACAUGGUCCUCAACAAGAUGGCUAAAGGUGGGUUUUGUUAGUGGCAGUUUUCUUGUUGAAUGAGUGGCCUCUCAAAGUGAAACUCUACAUGUCUUACAAUAAACCAUAAAGACAAGUUUUCCUGGAGAAGGGCUCUAGCCAUUUGUGAGGUGAGAUUAUAAAUUGGAGGCGCUAAAGCAAUGCUCCCUCCAGCAGAUGGUGCUCUAGGGCCUAAACCAGCUCAGUUUUUCUGAGCUGGUUUAUCAGAGUUGUUCCAUGAUGCCUGGCCUUGGUUGUAUCUAAGGUCAAAGUUCUCCAGGAUUCUCGGGGCUCAGCGCUGCCUGCAGCCCUGGUCCAACCGUUUCUUCUUCUGUUGUGGUGGUUGUUUGAGGAACGACUGUUGUUAGGUGUGGUGUUUGAUUUGAAGAUUGACAGCAGAUGAUCUGUGUUACCCAAACAAACUCUCCCAUCUGCUUGUUCUGUUGUCUAAACCCAGGCACCGCCUGCUGGGUGGGGUAAGAAUCUCAUGCAUAGUUUUGAAAUGACUAGCCUGAGUGACACCAACGUUUUCUUAACAGAGAUUAGACCAGUUGUCCUGAUGACUUGUCAGUCAGACUUGAAUUCUUCUUGUAUGAAUCGGCACAAACUUCAAUUUCUUGGACAAGAGUCUGGUUUUUCAUUGACUUGGAGACUUGUAUUAACCUGCAUGUGUGCAACACAACAUGGGACAAUGACAGGGUCUCACAGGAUACAGACAGACAACCAUUCACACUCACAUUCACACCUUCGAGGAGUUUACAGUGAAUAACUUAAUAUUACAUUAAUUACACAAAAUAAUGAAUACAUUAUUCAAUUAAUAAUCUGAAACAUGGAGAGAAAAAAGUUAUUUAACCUUUGGUUUCAAAAGUAACAGAAAUAAAUCAGCAUUGCACAUGGAUGAAAUACAGUACAGCAUAGAAAGUCAUUGUAAAAGACAAAUUCCUCCAGCUUUAGUACAAAACAAAACACUCACUCACCCUGGGAGACCACGAGCUAGAGCCAAGGAUUGAACUGGAGAUCCUCAUGCUUUAAGGCUAAAGAUAUCAUACCACUCUUCCAUGGUUUCCCAAAAAUGUUACAAUGAAACAAAACUUUUAUUAGAUUUACUUUCUGACAUUUAACCUUCAAAUUUAAUACGUUUCUACUAUACAUGUAUACAUGUAUGUAUACAUUUAGCUAAGUGCUUUUUGCCUCAGUUACAUGUGUUUUUUUAGCCACAUUCCCCUGUGGUGUCACACCUAGAGUUGAAGGACAUUUUUUUGUGUUGGUCUUUGUCU
Molecule: messenger RNA, 5076 nt
Organism: Cynoglossus semilaevis (tongue sole)
Lineage: Eukaryota; Metazoa; Chordata; Actinopteri; Pleuronectiformes; Cynoglossidae
Product: receptor-type tyrosine-protein phosphatase N2-like
Exons: 20
Coding region: 1237-3822 (861 amino acids)
Biological process (GO): insulin secretion involved in cellular response to glucose stimulus; regulation of secretion; protein dephosphorylation
Cellular component (GO): secretory granule; synapse
Molecular function (GO): protein tyrosine phosphatase activity
Source: RefSeq, a predicted model, not a curated record